UUACGGCCAAAGUGUAUUUUGUAAACAUUAUACUUUAUGUUCUUAUUUAUAAAAAUAUUUAAUUCAAUUAGAUGUUAAUGAAUAUUGGAAUAUAAUUAAUACUCAUGACGCAUAAAAAUGUUUAUCAAAAAUUGGGAUAUCGUGUAUCAGAAGAAGUUCAACUUUUAGCCGAAGAGAAAUGGAUAGUUGAUGCUUUAACGAAGAUUAAAAAUCAGCGUAAUUGUUUACAGAUAGAGAGGCUGCACCUCGAAAGUUUAAAAGCAAAACUAAAAGGCAAUACAAAAAAAGAUGUUCCGGGAACAAUCGUAAAAGACAAUGAAGAUAGUAUAGCCACAACUUCAGCAGUAUAUAUGAUGCAGCAUGUGAAUACAGGGAAAAGUGAUGUGGAAACAGAACAAAAGGUUUUCUCAGUUAACGAAACUUUCUGCAAUGAUGAAGAACUUGAUUUGAUGGUCACCGAACCAUCAUUGAUGCCAAAUCCCAACUCAACAGACUUUAAUAUGGAGGAAGACGAAGAUGAAAGUGAUGAUGACAUGUUUAUUGAUAUGAACAUGUUGAUGAAUGGGCAGACUCAGUCUCGCAAAAAUAAAUAA
Vanessa atalanta (red admiral) is the source of this 593-nucleotide messenger RNA. RefSeq lists its product as uncharacterized. The coding region runs from base 105 to 593 and encodes 162 amino acids. The transcript has 3 exons. Gene Ontology annotation, cellular component: nucleus. The record is from RefSeq and is a predicted model, not a curated record. Gene Ontology annotation, biological process: transcription by RNA polymerase II; transcription initiation at RNA polymerase III promoter. NCBI's taxonomy places the organism in Eukaryota, Metazoa, Arthropoda, Insecta, Lepidoptera, Nymphalidae.